This is a messenger RNA of Boleophthalmus pectinirostris (great blue-spotted mudskipper), 1924 nucleotides long. Its product is annotated as lipopolysaccharide-induced tumor necrosis factor-alpha factor homolog. Lineage: Eukaryota; Metazoa; Chordata; Actinopteri; Gobiiformes; Gobiidae. The coding region runs from base 930 to 1490 and encodes 186 amino acids. The record is from RefSeq and is a predicted model, not a curated record. The transcript has 6 exons. Gene Ontology annotation, molecular function: zinc ion binding.
AAACCACUUCUUGUGCAAAGUUCAUAUGAAACACAAACAUUUUAAUCAUCAAAACAGUGAAAAUGUCAAAUGUGAUGCAUAAAUAACUUUCCUUCCCUUAAACAAGCAACAAAACUGUAGCUCUGUAACAAAAUAAUUUAGUAAAAUAUACCAAAAAAUACUCUUGGUGAUAUAUUGAUACAGCAGCCCAUGAUAGCAAUACUGUAUCAUCACAUUAAACGAUACGAUAUAUCGAUAUUUACAUUUUUUGCACACCCCUAGUGAGAUGCAUAUCAUGAUAAUAUCGUAUCCAGCGAUUUGGAUAUCAUUACACCCAUAUACAUUACUGAAAAUGGAUUCUUGUCAUAAUGUUGUGACCAAGUCUCAUUAAAACAGACCUGGAUUUGUGUUUUGUUUCAUUCACACAUGUUUGAGUCACCCUUUAUUAUCAGUCUGUGUACAUCUCCAUAGCUUAAAAUACCACCUUGUGAUGUCAUGAAGUGGCAGUUUUCAAGUUAACAGCUCCUUUUACGUUUAUUUCAGUAGAGAUUGGCAAUUCCAGGACUGAAAUCAUCCAAAUGAUUCUGGUGAAGGUGUAUGAAGUUAAAAAACACAAUGAAUGAGUAACCCUGCACUUUAAAAUAAAUGUAACUGAGUACUACUACACCUGUAAUUGUAUACAAUGAUCCUGAUAUUUUGUUAACCUAUACCUCAGUUUCCUGUGUUACCAGCUCACGCCCCUUUCACGCCCCUCUUUCCUCUACUCGGUGUGGUUGACCAGCGUGGUGUAAGGACAUACCAGGCAUUCCACUAAGAACAGGUCAGUCUUCCUCUCCACUCUUUCUCCAGGACAGAAGCUCACAGUUACGAAUCCGAGCCAGGAUGUCCACAGCGCGGGUCAGUCCCGUUUGAAGAGUACCACAGAGGACUGGACUGGCAGAUUCCCAUGAAUGCCUGAGCUGAUGGACCUUCCUUCGUACGACGAGGCAGAGCAGCACCCACGGGCGCAGGGCCCAGGGGCGCUCCACAUCCCUCCUCCUCCUACCUAUGAUGCCUCUGUGUCCUUGCCCUCCACCCCACCGCCCUCCUAUGGAGAAGCAGUUGAGUUUGUGUCAGAUCAAUUUCCUGUCCUGUCUGUGCCUGUGAGCUCUCAGCAAAACACGGGGGUCUUCAUCCACCCUGCCACAGACGUGCCUGUGGUGGUGAACCAGUCCAUCAGUGUGACUCAGAGCACUCCUGUGGUCAUAUACCAGCCUCAGCCUGUGCCCCUGGUGAUGCCCUCCCAGCUGACUGACAGCCCUGCUCACGUACAUUGCCCUCACUGUGGGCGCACGGGCACCACUCAGAUCUCACAUGUGCCUAGUGGAGCCGCAUGGUGCAUGUGUACUCUGCUGGCACUCGUGGGGUUGAUCUGUGGCUUCUGCCUGAUUCCACUGUUGGUCCGAAGCUUUCAGGACACACACCAUUCCUGUCCACACUGCAACAAAGUGGUGCAUGUUUACAAAAGAUGACCAGCCCUAUCUGCAAAGAGAGGGUCAAACUCAGACUCGGCAGAUUGUCAUGGGUGCAACUUAAUACUUAAAUCUUAACUUUAAUAAUAGUUUCUCCAUGGAUUUACACAUUUGUGUAGUGGUACGUAUCUUUUGUAUAAUGAGUGCACCUAAGGAAUGCUUUUUGCUUCAGAACUGAAGAACCGUCUUGUAUGAAUGGCCAAACAUUUUGUCCAAUUGACAGAACUGAAUUCUCUUUUGCACUGGAACCUCCCUGGAUGACUGAGGGAUUACACGGACACUCACCAAGGAACAAAAACUUUUUAAAGUGGUGGGGCUGCAUGUUUUGGAUACAGUAUGUGUACUGUUCACUUCUCUUAUUAUGUACAUGUCUCAUAUAAAAUAUAUAGCUUUCUAUCUAUCAUGUUGAUAGUUGAAUAAAUGCUUUAAAAUUA